AUGGUAUUACCAAGACUUUAUUCCGCUACAUCUCGUAUGGCUUUUCAAGCCGCUAGAACUCCAAUGGCAACUAGAUUAGCAACUAAUUUUGCUAGAUCCAAUCCAAUGUUGAAUAAUAAUAUCUGGAAAAGAUCAAUGGCUUCUCAAACUAAUAAUAAUUCUACUCAAUUAAGUGGUAAAGUUAAAGCUGUUAUUGGUGCUGUUGUUGAUGUUCAAUUUGAUCAAUCUAAUUUGCCUGCUAUCUUGAAUGCUUUGGAAAUUAAUACACCAAACGGUAAAUUAGUUCUUGAAGUUUCUCAGCAUUUAGGUGAAAACACUGUUAGAACUAUUGCUAUGGAUGGUACUGAAGGUUUAGUUCGUGGUGAAGUUGUUACUGAUACAGGCGCUCCAAUUUCUGUUCCAGUUGGUAGAGAAACUUUAGGUAGAAUUAUUAAUGUUAUUGGUGAACCAAUUGAUGAAAGAGGUCCAAUUAAAUCAAAAUUAAGAAAACCAAUUCAUGCUGAUCCUCCAACUUUUGCUGAACAAUCUACUGCGGCUGAAGUCCUUGAAACUGGUAUUAAAGUUGUUGAUUUAUUAGCUCCUUACGCAAGAGGUGGUAAGAUUGGUUUAUUCGGUGGUGCUGGUGUUGGUAAAACAGUUUUCAUUCAAGAAUUGAUUAAUAAUAUCGCUAAAGCUCAUGGUGGUUUCUCUGUUUUUACAGGUGUUGGUGAAAGAACAAGAGAAGGUAAUGAUCUUUACCGUGAAAUGAGAGAAACUGGUGUCAUUAAUUUAGAAGGUGACUCUAAAGUCGCUUUAGUAUUUGGUCAAAUGAAUGAACCUCCUGGUGCAAGAGCUAGAGUUGCUUUAACUGGUUUAACUAUUGCUGAAUAUUUCAGAGAUGAAGAAGGUCAAGAUGUUUUAUUAUUUAUUGAUAACAUUUUCAGAUUUACUCAAGCUGGUUCUGAAGUUUCAGCCUUAUUAGGUCGUAUUCCAUCUGCUGUCGGUUAUCAACCAACUUUAGCUACUGAUAUGGGUUUAUUACAAGAAAGAAUUACAACUACUAAGAAGGGUUCUGUUACAUCUGUUCAAGCCGUUUACGUGCCAGCUGAUGAUUUAACGGAUCCUGCUCCAGCUACUACCUUCGCACAUUUAGAUGCUACUACUGUCUUAUCAAGAAGUAUCUCUGAAUUAGGUAUUUACCCAGCUGUCGAUCCAUUAGAUUCUAAAUCAAGAUUAUUAGAUGCUGCUGUUGUUGGUCAAGAACAUUAUGACGUUGCUACAAAGGUUCAAGAAACUUUACAAACUUAUAAAUCUUUACAAGAUAUUAUUGCAAUUUUAGGUAUGGAUGAAUUAUCAGAACAAGAUAAAUUGACCGUUGAAAGAGCAAGAAAGAUUCAAAGAUUCUUAUCUCAACCUUUUGCUGUUGCUGAAGUCUUUACUGGUAUUCCAGGUAAGUUGGUUAGAUUAAAGGAAACUGUUAAAUCAUUCAAGGAUGUCUUAGAAGGUAAAUAUGAUGACAUUCCAGAAAAUGCUUUCUAUAUGGUCGGUGGUAUCGAAGAUGUUGUCGCCAAGGCUGAAAAAUUAGCUGCCGAAGCUAACUAG
This is a messenger RNA of Maudiozyma saulgeensis, 1581 nucleotides long. The record is from the annotation of a GenBank genome assembly. NCBI's taxonomy places the organism in Eukaryota, Fungi, Ascomycota, Saccharomycetes, Saccharomycetales, Saccharomycetaceae.